Messenger RNA from Auxenochlorella protothecoides, 735 nucleotides. RefSeq names its product UPF0428 protein CXorf56. Bases 1 to 735 code for a protein of 244 amino acids. Lineage: Eukaryota; Viridiplantae; Chlorophyta; Trebouxiophyceae; Chlorellales; Chlorellaceae. The transcript is spliced from 3 exons. The record is from RefSeq and is a predicted model, not a curated record.
AUGGGGCCCCGUCGCACCACCCUCACCUAUAGCUCAGAGGAUGCGGCACCCCUGGGCGACGCCCAGGUGUUCGUUUAUUACUGCAAGUACAGCGGCAAGCACGUGCUGACGACAGACUGCGACCUGUCCAAGGCGCCCCGUCGCCAGACAGACCAUGCCCUGGUGAUCGACACCACACGGCACACAGUCCGCCUGUACAAUACAACAGACGCCGGGGAGAAGCUCCUACGACGGAGGAGUGGUGCCGUGGAGCGUCAGCUCCGCAUGCGCGUGGGCAAGCUGCCCUUUGCGUACUGGACGGAGCCGGAGGGCAAGCUCCUGUACAUCAUGGACUCGGCGGUCACGACCUACAGCACGGCGGACGACCCCUCCGGGUCCGGGGUCAUCGUGCCGGUGCCCCCCUGCAUCCGCGCGCUGGACGCGGCGGGGGGCGCCACGGCCGUGACUCUGGAGGUGGACGACCGCGCCAGGGGCACGGGCAUCCUGAAGGUGUCGGCGGAUGCGGUGCGGCUGCAGCUGAAGACCUCUAUCAUCGCGGAGGGGGCGGCGGAGGAGCUCCUGGAGUACCUCAGGAGCAUCCUCGGCACCCGGCUGUCCCAACUGUCCUUGGAAAGGGGUGAAGCCACGAGGAAGCCAACGCUCCGCGUUACGGGGCUCGGCCCCGCCGCCGUCUACGCCAAGCUGGCGGCGGCGCUGCAGGCGCAGGCUGCCGCCCUGGACGCCGUGCCGGCGUGA